CCUAAUUUCCCCGUUUUCUAGGGCUUGUGGGAUGCCGCGCUUGAGUAGAUCCUCGUCGCCAUCGCCGCCUCCAUCGGGCCGGAAGCGCCGAUCGCCGCCCGCUCGGCGCAACAGCAGGCGCUCUCCACACAGAACACCAUCUCCCAGAAGAUCCAAGCGACGCGCUAUAAGCCGAAGCCGCUCUCGCUCACCGAGCUAUAGAUCUCGUAGCCCCGGCCUUAACAAAUCCAGACGAGACAGAGACAGAGACAGAGAAGAAGACCUCGAAAAGAAAAGGAGACAGCAAGAGGCCGAGCUCAAGCUCAUUGAGGAGGAAACCACUCGGAGAGUGGACGAGGCCAUCCGGAAACGGGUCCAGGAGGUGCUGGACUCGGACGAAAUCCAAAAGGAAAUACAGAUGAGGAUCGACGAAGGCCGCAAGAAGAUGAUCCAGGACGUGAACGCGCAGCUGGCAAGGGAGCGAGAGGCCGCCUUGAGAGCUACGCGAACGAAAGAGGAGCAAGAGCGCAAAGACAAGGAAGAUUUGGAUCGGAUGCUGGAGGACAACAAAAGGAAAGUGGAGGAAGCACAGAAGCGAGAGGCGGAAGAGCGAGCUCGAAAAGAGGAGGAGCGGUACCGAGAGCUGGAGGCGAUCCAGCGGCGAAAGGACGAGAUAAUGCGGAGGAGAAAGCUGGAAGAGGAGCUGGAGCGAGAGGAGCAAAUGAAGAUCUUGGGCAAGAAGAACGCUCGCCCAAAGCUCUCGUUUGCUCUGGGCCUCAAGGGAUGAACAAAGACAAAAUUAAGUAACAGAGCUUGGGGAACAAUCCGACGGCAGGAAAUGGGUUUUUGAAAAUGACUUGAAUUUGACUAUAUUAGACUUUAUUUGACCUUUA
Molecule: messenger RNA, 872 nt
Organism: Selaginella moellendorffii
Lineage: Eukaryota; Viridiplantae; Streptophyta; Lycopodiopsida; Selaginellales; Selaginellaceae
Exons: 4
Coding region: 32-766 (244 amino acids)
Cellular component (GO): mitochondrion; nucleoplasm
Molecular function (GO): cadherin binding
Source: RefSeq, a predicted model, not a curated record